AAUCUGCUGGACCUCUCUCCUACUUUCAGGAUGCUUCCAGAAACACCGAACCAUUGCGUGUAAUUCCUAUAUCAUAUACCACUCAAAACAGCUCCAAAAUCAUACAAACUUUUCGUUCAAUUUCAAUAACAAACUUGCAAAAAUCAACUUUGAAGAAGCUUAUUAUCAUUGAAGAUGAAGAGGAAAGACGCAGGUGAAGUUAACGAUGACUUCUUCGACUUCACUCUCUCUUCUCCUGCUCUCAAAAUCCGUCGUUUGGAUGCUGAAUUCGCACCGAUAAUUGAUCAACAAGACAGUUUGAAUUCGGUUGAAUUUGGACAAUCAAUGGAAAGUAGUCCCAUAGCAAUUGAUGAGUUGAAGAGCAGUGUGCCUGUGAAUGAAGAGAGGGCCAUUGUUCUGUUCAACCCGAAGGACAAUACGCCUUCAUUACAGCCUCGGAUCCCCUUCUCUAUCUCCACUGGUUCAGACUUCCUCUCACGGUUUAAAAAUCCUGUCAUUUGGUCAAACCGGGUCAAUACGCUUAAAUUGUUACCAGAUGAAACACAGGAGCAUGAUGAUUAUCGUUCAGGGAUGCCUAAUGGAUGUUUGGCAGUUGUACCCUGGGUGCCUAAUUCCCAACACUCUCCGGAAUUCGCGGUUCGUGAUGCAGAAACAUCUGAUAUGAUGGAUUCGGAUGCGAUGGAUGUCGAGGAUAACUGCAACGCUCAGCAGAUGCCAAACCACCCUAAUGACAAUUAUGUUGCGGCAAGUGCAACUCAAGAUUGGAAUCAAUGGCAACAACAUUGCAUGAUUCAACAGCCUCCUAACAACUUGUCAACACCAAUCACUUGGUUAGGUUAGAUUAGGUUUGGUUUUAAAGUAGAACUUUUAUAUCUACUUCCACAAUCAGAUGAGUACAAGUAUUUUGUGCUAAAAAGGCUUCCCAUUAGUUUUAAUGCUAAAGAUGUUCAAGAAUCAAAACAGCCUUCAGCGAUCCGUUUUGGUAAAGAUGUAAAGUUGAACCUUUGAUAUGUUUA
Helianthus annuus (common sunflower) is the source of this 1016-nucleotide messenger RNA. RefSeq lists its product as uncharacterized. The coding region runs from base 175 to 840 and encodes 221 amino acids. The transcript has 3 exons. The record is from RefSeq and is a predicted model, not a curated record. NCBI's taxonomy places the organism in Eukaryota, Viridiplantae, Streptophyta, Magnoliopsida, Asterales, Asteraceae.